GGCAUAUGUCAAGCUCGGUCGUGGUUCUUGUUUGUUGACCUUCAACGCUGUCUUUAGUAAAAUAGAGGUCAACUCGUGUGGCUCGUCCUGCCGACCUGCCCGAAUGAGAACAAACGUUGUUCCACGUCGUGCUAUCAUUUAUCACUUUACAGCCGAUAUUUGUAGUUAACAGUGGUUGUUUCAUCCGAUUUUCCGAAUCGCUGUGCAAAUGUUAAAUUUUACCUUAAUAUAAAUAUUUGUGUAUUCAUAGUGUGUUUUGUGCGUUCUCCUCUUGAUGCGCAUAUUGUGGAAGUUUCAGAAAAGAACUGAAAAUAUGGCAGAGUACAAUAUAUUAAAUCAUGACUCUGAACAAAUAAGAGUUCUAACUGUGAAUAACGGAGAACAUCUAGAUGGAAUAUUAUAUAAAUUAAAAAAAGGAUGGAAGGUUGAAUUUAGACUUGGAGCUUCCCUUCUUGGACAGACACUUGAUAUUUUUAUGAACUACCCGUUAUUGGCUGAAAAGAAAUUUGAAAGGCAUACUUACUAUCAAUUGCCAUGGGUUGAUGAGUCGGCGACUGUUCAUUUGACUCUACCUGGUUCCUACCAUUAUUACGUCACUGAUAAAGUCAAGGGUGGUGCACCUGCGCCUUGUCCUUUCCAAAUAAAACCUAUCGCGUCUGGAUACUUGCUGGUGGAUCCUGAGUUGAAAGUAGGCGAGAACGAGGAGGAUCUACCUCUGGAUUGUAUUCAAAUUCAAACAGUCUUGGCAAAGUGUAUGGGACCUUUUUUCACUUGGGAAGAUAAAUUACUGGUAGCUCGAAAUUCUGGAUACAACGCGCUCCACUUUACACCAAUUCAGGAAUUAGGACAGUCUAACUCGUCGUACAGUUUGAGCGAUCAGAUGAAACUCAAUCCUUCUUUUAACGACAACAACAAGAUAAUUACAUAUCACGACGUUGAACGAUUUGUUAACAAAAUGCGAACCGAAUGGAAGAUGUUAAGUAUAUGCGAUAUCGUUCUGAACCAUACAGCGAAUGAGAGUCCUUUCCUAGUUUCUCAUCCGGAGUGUACAUAUAAUUGCGUGAAUUGUCCUCACCUACGUCCGGCCUACAUUUUGGACGCAGCGUUAUUUGAAUUAUCGAUGCAGAUUGCUGCUGGCGAUUGGGAGUUCAAAGGUAUUCCUGCCGUAGUCGAGACUGAGGAUCAUUUAAAUUCGAUACGUCACGCCCUCCACACGCAUUUCUUGCCGCUCGUAAAGAUACACGAAAUUUACACAGUAGACAUUCACGAGAUCAUAGCGGAAUUCUUGAGCUUGGCGCGCAACGAAAUGCCGCAAGAUGUGGCUAAUGUGGAAGAUAAAGAUAUUUCGGUGAUUCAAGACCCCAGCUUCCGUAAAUUGAAAUCAACUAUAAACAUGCAACUCGCUUUGAAAAAGUAUAACACGUACAGAGCUGAUUGCUUUGACGAGGAAACCCGCUUGAAACGAUGCGCGGAGGACUUGAAAUGCAAAUUACAGGAACUCAACGAAGUGAUCGUCAACGAUGUAAAAAACCACUUGAAUGCUGCAGUUGAGAAUACUAUUGCUAGCAUAAGAUAUUUCAGGGUACAGUCCGAUGGGCCGAGAAUUAAGAAAAUUAGCGAGAAGAAUCUCCUCGUUCCAAGAUACUUCACUGAUUAUGGAGCACCCAAAUCUUUAGCGGAAAGGGAGAAUAUAAUGUAUUCGGACAAUGGAUGUUAUUUAAUGGCGCACAAUGGUUGGGUGAUGAAUGGCGAUCCUCUGAAGAAUUUCGCUGACUCUGACUCGAAUGUUUACAUCCGGAGAGAACUCAUCGCCUGGGGAGAUAGUGUAAAGCUCAGAUACGGAGAAAAACCGGAAGAUUGUCCUUUCUUAUGGCGACACAUGACAACUUAUGUAGAACAGACAGCACAGAUAUUUGACGGUAUUCGGUUAGACAACUGCCAUUCCACGCCGAUCCCCGUUGCUGAGUAUAUGCUUGACGCCGCACGACGAAUCCGUCCGAAUCUUUACGUUGUCGCGGAAUUGUUCACCAACUCUGAUCAGAAAGACAACAUUUUUGUAAAUCGUCUUGGCAUUACUUCUUUGAUUAGAGAAGCUAUGUCAGCGUGGGAUAGUCAUGAAGAAGGCAGACUAGUUUAUCGAUACGGAGGAGAGCCGGUGGGAGCGUUUCUGCAGCCGCGGAAACGGCCAUUAGUACCGAACAUCGCUCAUGCUUUAUUCCUGGACGUAACUCACGACAAUCCUAGCCCGGUGGAGAAGCGCAGCACUUUCGAUUUACUGCCAAGUGCGGCACUUGUGUCAAUGGCAUGCUGUGCCAGCGGCAGCAGUCGCGGUUACGACGAAUUAGUUCCCCAUCAUAUACACGUAGUCGAUGAGAAGAGACAGUAUACUUCGUGGACCGAUAACGACGAUUUAGCGAACAACAUUAAGUACAUUAAUUCGAAGACCGGUAUAAUCGCAGCUAAAAAUGCGCUCAACGACUUGCAUUACACGCUUGGCAAGCAAAACUUUUCGCAGGUAUUUGUCGAUCAGAUAGACAGUGACACGGUGGCUGUAACGAGACACUCGCCGACCACCCACGAGAGUGUAGUUCUCGUCGCGUUUACGGCUUUCAAGCAUCCCGAUUCUAGUACCCACGAUCUGAGGAGACACGUGAAACCUUUGAGAGUAGAGGGAAUAGUGGAGGAAAUCAUUUUGGAAGCGUCGCUUUCGCAUGUCGACGCCAGAAAUGGCAAAUCACCUUUUCAUUUGCCCGAAAAAUACGUGAAGGAUCCGCACUUUAUCAACGGAUUGUCCGAAUACGUGUUGACUUUAAAGCAGCACGUACAGUGUUGCGACUCUACGAUGGUCGAGAAGGUCGAUUCCGGCGACCCUAAGAUUACUCAGCUCAACUUCGUGAACUUCCAGCCUGGCUCUGUCAUUGCUAUACGAGUGGCCCUACACGCAAAUAUAAAACCCGCUCUGACAGAUCUUCAAAAUACCAUCGCGCGAAUCACGAAUGAAGCGUCAGACUUACGUGAUAUUAUAUCCCGCAUGGAUUUCGCGGAUCUGAACAAAGCUCUGUACAGGUGCGAUCAAGAAGAGCGAGGCGAAACGAUGAACCGAUUUGGAGUAUACGAUGUGCCAGGAUACGGGCCGUUUGUGUACGCUGGACUACAAGGUGUUGUAUCCUUACUGGCCGACAUUCGCCCAAAUAAUGAUCUGGGACAUCCUUUGUGCGACAAUCUUAGACAAGACAACUGGUUGAUAGACUACUUGUGGCAACGUUUGAAAGAGGAUAAUGGCACGAAACCUCUUGGAGUGUGGCUUCAGAAAACAAUGGAACCGUUUAAGUUAAUCCCGAGAUAUUUAGUGCCAAGUUACUUCGACGUCAUAAUCGUGAACGUCUAUAUUAACCUCAUAGAUCACUGCUACAAUUUGAUGUCGAGUUUUGUGAAGAACGGGACCACGUUUGUUAAAUUAUUGAGUCUGAUCUCGGUACAGAUGUGUGGUAUAGUGAAGUCAUCGCUGUUACCGGACUUAUCGCCUAGUCUCACUCCACCUACGCCGAAAAUGGAAAAUUACGAUGGACAAAAUAAGCAAAUCUGCUUAACGAUGUCAGCGGGCCUGCCGCACUUCACGACGGGUUACAUGAGAAAUUGGGGUAGGGACACCUUCAUCGCUUUGAGAGGACUGUUGCUUUUAACCGGCAGGCAUACAGAGGCGAGAUUCACCAUUCUUGGCUAUGCUGGGACUCUGCGACAUGGUCUGAUACCUAAUCUACUCGAUAAAGGAAACAAUGCUAGAUACAAUUGUCGUGAUGCUCUGUGGUGGUGGCUCUACACCAUAAAAUGUUACGUCGAAGAGGUUCCGGACGGUGUAAAAAUUCUGUCCGAUAAAGUCUCAAGAUUGUUCCCGACCGACGACUCACCAGCCUUGCCUGCGGGACAAGUGGACCAACUGUUGCACGAGGUAAUUCAGGAAGCUUUGACGAUACAUUUCCAAGGUCUUUGCUUCAGAGAGAGAAACGCCGGGAGACAGAUUGACGAGCACAUGAGCGAUCGUGGGUUCAACAAUCAGAUUGGCGUUCAUCCCGAGACAGGUUUCGUUUUCGGCGGUAACGAUGCCAAUUGCGGGACCUGGAUGGACAAGAUGGGUUCCUCUGAGAAGGCUGGUAACAAGGGGAAACCGGCCACACCCAGGGACGGCUCCGCCGUAGAGAUAGUUGGGCUGAGCAAGUGCAUCCUCAGCUUCCUGGCCGAAUUGUACAAGCAAAAUCUUUUCCCGUACGGUAGCGUUCAGCGUAAGAGUCGCGAUGGCAAAGUAACAACUUGGAGUUACAAGGAGUGGGCCGACAGAAUUGCCGCGAACUUCGAGAAGUGCUUCUACGUGAAUGAGAUUCCGACGAAGGGCGAGUUGAGACCUGAUCUGAUUCACCGACGGGGCAUAAUCAAAGACAGUUACGGAGCUACGCAGGAAUGGGCUGAUUUUCAGCUGCGGCCGAAUUUCCCUGUCGCUAUGGUUGUUGCUCCGGAAUUGUUCAAUCCUCAUCAUGCAUGGAAUGCGUUGAAGAAAGCGGAGGAGAUAUUAUUGGGUCCUUUGGGCAUGAAAACGUUAGAUCCUGCAGAUUGGGCUUACAAUGGUUACUAUGACAAUUCCAACGACAGUACUGACACAAAAGUGGCGCACGGAUGGAACUAUCAUCAGGGACCUGAAUGGGUUUGGCCGAUGGGGUAUUUUCUGCGAGCGCGUCUGCACUUCGCAUCAUUGAUCGGCGGCGAGGAGGAGUUGCGUCGCGUGAUCGGAUCGACUGAAGCUAUCGUCUCACGACACUUCGUCGAAGCGUCCACCAAUCAUUGGAGAGGCCUUCCUGAGCUCACUAACAAAGACGGCAGCUAUUGCAAGCACAGUUGUCGCACUCAAGCGUGGAGCGCCUCGUCCAUACUUGAGGUACUCCACGAUCUGCAGAAGAUCAAGCGGGAAUUGCGUUCGGAGCGCUUACACGUAGAACAAUCGAAACUAGAAGAAGCAAGACGUAGUGGCAGGAGCGACGCGAACAACAUAGCGACACCGCGCACGGAGACACACGCACACCGUAUCCCGCACGUAGACAUAACGAACGCACCGGUCGAUGAACACGACGCAGCCGGCGAUUUCACGGCCGGGAGAAGCGAUACUUCGACUGAAAAUCGCUUGAUCUGCGCAACGUCGAUCAACGAAAAGAACGACGACACGAGUCUCGGCGGUCUUUCAUGUUUCGUCGACGACCCGACGGAUUGGUACUCGUCAGACGCAGAGAUUCACGCUCGGUCGACGUUCAAGACGGAACGCAUCGAUCGUGAGCGCGAGGUAGGAUGCGCCAAGGACCAACCACGAAAGGAUCGACGACGCUCCGGGACGGCGCACGGCGACGCCAGGGACGAAGCUGCGAGCACUCACGCCUUCACGAACGCUGACCACGUCUACGAGGAAGUCGGCACGACCAGGGAGCCGGCGUACGGUUCGUGCGACAUCCAGGCUCGCCAGGAUACGGGACACAGUCCUGUCGCAGCGAAGACCUCGACGAUAGAUACGCCCCUCCCGCCUCCGUGGCGGGAAAUCUACGGGGAAUGCGCGGGAACGCGAAGUCCGGUGUACACCGACCGGUUGGUGUACGCGGGAGAACCGCUGCUUGCCGUGGAGGUGGUGCUGUGCCAGCGCGACGACGUCAGCUGCUUCAGGUACCGCGCCGCCGGCCGUACUCGACAGGAAGAAUCCGACCCGAGCCUCCGUUCGCGGCACCGAGACUUGGACCGCAUGCUGGUCUACAGCUGCGUCAAGACCAACGCCGCAGGCAUACUUUACUCCCACCGUCGGCCACGAGACGUCUUCGACCUCAAGUCGCUACUGAAGCCGAGCAUUCGCGUCGUCGGGCGCAAUACGAGCAACCCGGUGAACACCCAGCUGUACCAUCGCUUCGUGAACAAUCCUCACGCGAGGAUGCCGGGAGCCGCGCCGCCCAUGGCGUUCCAUCGUGGCAACAUGGCGGGCCGCGCGAAACGCGUCUUCGAGGUUCCACCGAACGACGACCGGUGGCGCCGCUCGAGGGACGACGAUGACGACGAACGUCGGCGGGACAGGUCGAGCCUGCUGCUGCUGGAGCCGUUGCUGCUGAGGCCGGAACUGGCGGGAAUCCGGGAUGACAGGAAGAAGAACCCCGUUCUACGAUCGGAACGCGUGAAGAUCGUCAGAAUACUGAUCGCUUACGUAUCGUCGUUCUUUGUUCUCACAAGCAUCACGUUUUACGUAGUUUACUUUACUUAGCCGAACGGCCGCUCGUCGGGCGAAAUCGUCAUGGAGAGACGACGUCUAGGUAAUUUGAAUCGCAUCGCAUGACACGAUGUUGUUGUUGUUAUUAUUAUACGUAGUACAUUUAUUGUCAUUAAUUUCACAUUACAUUUUGUCUCGAGAUGUUCGCAAGGUGUCCCGCAGAACCAUUGACAUCGCAGUCUUUUACGUCUCGUCAGAGACACGCGCAUGCUUCCGACGACGCGAUUCAUUAAUGACAAACAAAUGUUUCGUAGUAUACAAAUUAUAACUAGCUUAAAGAUUAGGUCUAUACAUACACAUACACACACGUAUGUGUGUGUGUGUGUGUGUGUAUAUAUAUAUGUUUAUUGCACCAAACAGAACCAUUCUCGUGUCGAAACUGUCUUCCGUCAGCCAUUCGUCAGAAUCAGAUCACACGUACGACUUCUGUGUGUGUUACGAAUGUUAAAAAGCUCGCAUAUAUACAUAUAUAUAUAUAUAUAUAUAUAUAAUUCCCACCCACUUAUAUAAUUCACAUUAUUAUAAAUAUACUCCGUAGAUGCCUUAAGAUCUAGAGAAUGGUGUAGUCGUUUCAAAUGAUUUCGUCGAAUUUGGAGAUGUUACUCAAGAACUCUGUCUGUGUGAUUUUACAAAAGUCAAAUUUAACAUUUAUAUUAUUCCCGUUGUUCAUCAGCGUCUAGUAAUUGCUAUCAUGUGUAUUAAUUGCACCCGCAAUACAGUGAAUUAUACGGGAAUUGGUUUUAAUGAUGUUUAAUUUAUAUGAGAUGUUUAUCAAUAUGAUAUAUAUUUAUACAGGAUUUAAUAAAAAAAAAAAUACAACCGAAGUGCAAUUCUUACAGUAAAAUUGAGUUCUACGCGAAUUCUUUAAUGUUCUCAAAUGAUAUGUCUUUACAUACACCCAAGAAUGAUUCAACACGCGUCUCGAGAAGAAAAAAAAAAGAGACAAAGUAUCGAGAUAUUUCUUCGAAAUUCUCUUAGGUAGAGAUAAAUCUUGUAGACCGAAAGUCGCGCAGCUACGUAUCAUAGUACAUCAUAAAUGUAUGAGAAAUAUACAAUAAAGAAGGGGUAACGAAAUUCUCACUCGCAGGAAAAAUCUCAUUAUACCAUAUGUAUCAAGAAGCCUUCGUGAUAAAUGCCGAUGUUCAAAGUUUUAAAUUAUCCGCGCGUAUAUUUACAGUUACAUUAAUGUUUAUUAUACUGUGUAGUUAUAUGUUAAGUUGCUUUUAUUAAAUUUUUCUAUCAUCA
Molecule: messenger RNA, 7531 nt
Organism: Dinoponera quadriceps
Lineage: Eukaryota; Metazoa; Arthropoda; Insecta; Hymenoptera; Formicidae
Product: glycogen debranching enzyme
Exons: 27
Coding region: 275-6280 (2001 amino acids)
Biological process (GO): glycogen catabolic process; glycogen biosynthetic process
Molecular function (GO): 4-alpha-glucanotransferase activity; amylo-alpha-1,6-glucosidase activity
Source: RefSeq, a predicted model, not a curated record